AAGAGCUCAAAACCACUUCCCAUUGCUCUUCAUCCGUGGCUCAUAGCUGCUAGAUAUGUAUAUGCAUACCCAUACCUACUCAAACACCCAAAUGCAGAUCAAGACUGACUUGGUCCUUUAAUGACUCUAUAGCUAGAAGAAAUGGGAGAUUCGUCGAAGAGUGAGUUACCAACUUUCAUCCUGGCAAUAAUUUCCAUAAAGGCGCGUCGCUGGUCUUCGUCCAUGUUCGUGUAUCUCUCACACUUGGAAGAGACUGGAAACGCUGACACUACAACGAAUCCAGUGACCGUCCCUACCCCAGGGAUCUCCUCUUUCGGGAGCAACAAGCAAGCCAGAUCUAUCGAAACUGCUUCUUGCGAUGAGCCAAAGCCCAAGAAGCAAAAGACCGACUCUAUCUCCCAAUUCUGGGCCCCAGCAACUCCCGCUCUGGCCAAAUUUCCAUUCAUGGACGUUUUCUUCGUCGACAUGGCAGUGGUCAUUCGGGAUACGUUCCCCAUCGGCAAUUUUGCAGAGACAUACCACUGCAGCACCAAAGACGUCCUCGACGCUCUGAGUGCCGUGGUCUUGAAGCCUCUUUGCACUCUAUCAAAUGGGCUCUCGGUCUCCGACCAUGCCCAGAUCUUGAUCGCCGACUGGCGAGAAGAUAUCGCAAAAGUCCCCAACGACCUCAUCACGAUCUCGGACAGCUCCCCCGAGCUACACCCAGUCUCUUCUUCACCGACCCCUCAAUCCCCCGAAUCUGAACCACUUUCUGCUACCUACCCACCGCCGGUGUUCACUUUUCCGAUAAAGCAGACGGCCUCACCUCCAAGCAGUCCAGGUAUCUGCAAUUCUUCUUCGGAGCCUGCUGGCAAGGGACCCUCGGAUCACACACCCUCUCCUCCACCGGCCGCCAUCGAGCUGUCCCGCUCCCCCCAGGCCAAGUCCAUUGUGAGGAGGAGCCCGACACGUCCGAAGAAGAGCAACAAGAAGGAGGGAAAGCGCAGAGAAACGCUGACGAGCAAGCGAGUAGAAGUCCGUCGGGACUACACCGGGGUACUUAUUCCAGUUGCGGACUGGAUUGAGGGAUAUCAUAUCCCCAAGGAUAACGGUCAAGGUCAGGUGGAUGCAAUGACGGACGAGGAGUUUGAGAAGCUGAUGCAGAGAGGAUGGUUUCGGGAGUUUAUGAAGAAAGAGGAGGGAGAUCAGGUUGCUUGUGCGAAGCCUGGAUCGAGGCGUGGUUGGUGAAAGAGACGACGUCGGAUGUGCGAAUGAAACGAGCCUCUGUCAGGUUAUUUGAAGGAAUAAGUUCCAGUAUAUUUUGUACCCUGGAAUGGAGGCUCUCUAGGACAUUGAGAUGUUGCAGAUGUCCAAAGACAAAGAUGCAAUCGCACAGUUAGGUCUCCAAGACUUUGAUCGUUGUCGAUACUUUCUCGUUCAUAAUUCAAGACGGUCAAAUAACGGAAAAUAUAUCGUGGCCUAAGCUCUGGCGAUCUUCCAGAGAAUCACAGCUCCCGGGUCUGGAACGUGGAGAAUCGAAAGUGGGAAAAGUGGAGCCCGGCUGAGGUGGAAGAUCAAUCGUCGUCACCCGCGUUACUGUGGGCAACUCGGCGCGUGCAGAUAAUUGUCUUG
Penicillium brasilianum is the source of this 1611-nucleotide messenger RNA. The record is from the annotation of a GenBank genome assembly. NCBI's taxonomy places the organism in Eukaryota, Fungi, Ascomycota, Eurotiomycetes, Eurotiales, Aspergillaceae.